This is a messenger RNA of Ipomoea nil (Japanese morning glory), 1590 nucleotides long. RefSeq names its product thiosulfate/3-mercaptopyruvate sulfurtransferase 2. Gene Ontology annotation, biological process: transsulfuration. The transcript is spliced from 12 exons. Gene Ontology annotation, molecular function: thiosulfate-cyanide sulfurtransferase activity. Gene Ontology annotation, cellular component: mitochondrion. The record is from RefSeq and is a predicted model, not a curated record. The coding region runs from base 245 to 1408 and encodes 387 amino acids. NCBI's taxonomy places the organism in Eukaryota, Viridiplantae, Streptophyta, Magnoliopsida, Solanales, Convolvulaceae.
AGUCCGCCAGUGUUGGCUGCAGCUGAUGCUCGCGUCGCGGUGACAGUUGUUCAUCAUCACUCAUCUCCCUCAGUGGCAACGCUUGCUGGAUUCUUGUUUCUUUUGAUUUGAUCUACCUGCUUAAUACGCACCGCAUAGCAUACUCUCUCCUUUUCAUCGAAUUCACAACCGGACAACAAAUCCCUCUCUCUCUCUCUCUCUCUUCCUUCUAUGUUCUAUAUCCCGUGACUUGUCUGAUUCUUUAAUGGCAUCUUCCGUUAUCGCCAGAACUCUCUUUGCCACCCGCUCUGUUUUCUAUCCUCCCCUUUCUUCUUCUUCUUCAUCCACCCUCUUCCGCAAGCUCCAAUUCAAGUCUUCCUUUCUCAAUAGGCCAUUGUACUCGCAAGCAUCUUUCUCCCACUUAUCAUAUCAGGUUGCCAGUUCUGUUGCUUGUCGCAUGGCUUCAUCAUUGUCUGGGGCUCAAAUAUCAUUCUCACCAGCAUCCUUGACAACAAAUGAACCUGUUGUGUCAGUUGACUGGCUGCACACCAAACUCCGAGAUCCUGAUAUGAAGGUAUUGGAUGCAUCCUGGUACAUGCCAGAUGAGCAGAGAAAUCCACUUCAAGAGUAUCAGGUAGCACACAUUCCUGGUGCACUGUUCUUUGACUUAGACGGCAUAGCUGAUCGAACUACUAAUCUGCCACAUAUGUUGCCAUCAGAAGAAGCAUUUGCUGCUGCUGUCUCUGCUCUUGGUAUUGAGAACAAAGAUGGGGUGGUUGUCUAUGAUGGGAAGGGAAUCUUCAGUGCAGCCCGUGUCUGGUGGAUGUUUCGAGUUUUUGGGCAUGAUCGAGUUUGGGUUUUAGAUGGAGGCUUGCCUAGGUGGCGUGCUUCUGGAUAUGAUGUUGAAUCAAGUGCAUCCGGUGAUGCAAUUUUGAAAGCUAGUGCUGCCAGUGAGGCAAUAGAGAAAGUCUAUAAAGGACAUACUGCUGGACCUAUCACAUUUCUGACCAAGCUUCAGCCACAUCUUGUCUGGAAACUUGAGCAGGUUAGGAACAACAUUGAGGAAAAGUCACAUCAGCAUAUAGAUGCUCGAUCAAAAGCUAGAUUUGAUGGGGUUGCACCAGAGCCUCGAAAAGGAAUACGGAGUGGACAUGUUCCUGGUAGCAAAUGCAUUCCCUUUGCACAGAUGUUAGAUGGUUCCCAGACACUCUUAUCUGCAGAGGAGCUGAAGAAAAAAUUCGACCAAGAAGGGAUCUCUCUCGACAGCCCUAUAGUAACUUCAUGUGGCACUGGCGUAACUGCUUGCAUUCUUGCAUUGGGACUCCAUCGACUCGGGAAAACUGAUGUUCCAGUCUACGAUGGUUCAUGGACUGAAUGGGGAGCAAAUCCUGAGGUCCCGGUCUCCACUUCCGAAGCUCAAAAGCCAUGAUUUUGUGAUCAAGAAGACAUCAUCCCUAGUGUUCACUUGUUGGGUAUGUGGGAUUGGAAAACAUGUCUACGUUUCAAUGUACCUGGUUAUUUUAGUCUAAACAAAAGUUGUGAUUGAAUGAAUAUUGUCCACUUAAUUCACUGGUAGAACCGGUGGGUGGGUAUAAAAGUUAUCAGUUUCUC